AUGCCAAUGGCAUCGUCCGUGCCAAAGCUCCGCUUUUUGUUCCUUGUUUCCGCUUUUUCCGUGGUACGCACCACUGUAUUUGUUAUGGAAAAUGAUGCGUUUAAUUUGAUAGUAUCAUCAUUUCCGGACGCCGUUAGCCAGUUUGGCCCAGAAUUAUUCCAUGUCGGUGGCUUUUUAGUGGUUGCAAAUCCGGUUAACGCAUGUGAACCAAUUCAGAAUAUCUCUCACUACCCAGUACCUGAUUCAAGAUCUCGUUCACGGGAAACUGAUGUGCCCUUCAUUGCCCUUAUUAGUCGUGGAGGCUGCAAUUUCGAUCUUAAAGUUCUAAAUGUCCAAAAUGCCCGCUUUUCCGGAGCAAUUGUUUACAACAAUGUGGACUAUGAAAUAUUUCCAAUGAGCGGUCGUGAUUUUUCCACCAAGAUUUUGAUACCAUCUGUUAUGGUAGACAAAUCGGCUGGGGAUCGUUUGCAAUCUUAUUCCUUAUUAAAAACGGACGAGAAAUACCUCGUAAGUCUGACGAGCUUCUACAGCAUCCCCUUGAAAUACGUACUGCUAGCUCUGUUGAUACUUGUCGGUACCUCCCUUUUGAUCCUCAUCGGCUGCUUCAUAUCUCACUUCUGUAAUUCUUGGUGCCGUGCUCGACGUGGAAGGCUAUCGUACCGUCACUUACGUCAGUUGACCACCAAACGGUUUACAAAAGGUCGGGAUCCGUACGAAGCCUGUUCAAUAUGCUUAGAAGAUUAUGAGGAACGCGAUAAGCUGCGUCUAUUGCCUUGUCAUCAUGGUGGGUCGUGGAUCUAUUUGCCACAAAGUUUACCACGUGAAUUCUUAAUGAUCAUGACUUUGUGUUCCAAACCCGUAUCACCUCGCUUUUAA
Molecule: messenger RNA, 876 nt
Organism: Dicrocoelium dendriticum
Lineage: Eukaryota; Metazoa; Platyhelminthes; Trematoda; Plagiorchiida; Dicrocoeliidae
Source: the annotation of a GenBank genome assembly